This is a messenger RNA of Orcinus orca (killer whale), 1219 nucleotides long. It is a transcript of the gene FKBP2, whose product is annotated as FKBP prolyl isomerase 2. NCBI's taxonomy places the organism in Eukaryota, Metazoa, Chordata, Mammalia, Artiodactyla, Delphinidae. The record is from RefSeq and is a predicted model, not a curated record. The transcript is spliced from 5 exons. Bases 1 to 1140 code for a protein of 379 amino acids. Gene Ontology annotation, biological process: protein peptidyl-prolyl isomerization. Gene Ontology annotation, molecular function: peptidyl-prolyl cis-trans isomerase activity.
AUGGCCCGGGGCGUCCACGCGGGGGCGGUCUCCGUGGUGGCCGUGCCUGGGGGCGCGGUAGGCCGAGAACUCCCCCGGGAGAGGUGGUGUGGGUGGAGCGGGCUCGGCGGCCACCCGACAUGGGGCCAGUCUGGGUGCCCCGCAGGCCCCCGAGGGCUCAGAGUUGGGGCGGCGCCUCGGGCGGAGGCACAGGACCAGCCUGGGGGGUACCCCCGGAGGACAGGGGCUCCCCGGAGCCACCCAGUGGCGAUGUGUGGGUGCCUCGGGGCCGACCCCCUGCGGCAGCCGCAGAGGUGUGGGUUUGCUGGGCGGGAGGCAAUUGGGUGUGGCGUGAAUGGGGUCGCCCGGUUGGGGCAACUGCUGCGCAGCCAGAUAGGGUUUGGACUUUGCGGAAAGGGACAGAGGGGAAUUGAAGAGCAGAGCUGGGGACUGGGAGGGACGGAAGGGCAGGGGGUGAGCAAAGGGGCUGGACCCUGGCUGCUGUGGCCUCCCCUGACCCCCUCCCCCCGCUGCUGGGGUCCUCGGGCAAGCCCCCUUCUCCCUGGACUGGUAAGUGUGGCCGCGGAGCCUGGGGGAGGGGGCGGUGACACGGGACAAGGGGAUCCCCAGGGGCAGGCAAGGUACGGUGGGGUGGAAUCCUCCUGGUACUUGCCCGUAUUCCAUGCCCUCCCGUUCCUCUCCCCCGGUUGGUUGGUCGGGGUCUGUCCCCGCAGAAACAUGAGGCUGAGCUGGGUCCUGACAGUAUUGUCCAUCUGCCUGAGCGCCCUGGUCACGGCCGCCGGGGCCGAGGGCAAACGGAAGCUGCAGAUCGGAGUCAAGAAACGGGUAGACCACUGUCCCAUCAAAUCACGCAAAGGGGACGUCCUGCACAUGCACUACACGGGUAAGCUGGAAGAUGGAACAGAGUUUGACAGCAGCCUGCCCCAGAACCAGCCCUUUGUCUUCUCCCUGGGCACGGGCCAGGUCAUCAAGGGCUGGGACCAGGGGCUGCUAGGGAUGUGUGAGGGGGAAAAGCGGAAGCUGGUGAUCCCAUCAGAGCUAGGGUACGGAGAGCGGGGAGCUCCCCCAAAGAUUCCAGGCGGUGCAACCUUGGUGUUCGAGGUGGAGCUGCUCAAAAUCGAGCGACGUUCAGAACUGUAGCCAAACUGGGGAGGGCUGGGGGAGAGGCCCCCAUCUGGGACCAGACUGUUUAAAGAAAGAAAAAAAACUUUAAAGCCCA